Messenger RNA from Drosophila yakuba, 1623 nucleotides. RefSeq names its product sialomucin core protein 24. Lineage: Eukaryota; Metazoa; Arthropoda; Insecta; Diptera; Drosophilidae. The transcript is spliced from 3 exons. The record is from RefSeq and is a predicted model, not a curated record. Gene Ontology annotation, cellular component: cytoplasmic vesicle.
CCAAACACGGCUCAGCUGUCGAUGUAUCGGGAUGCAUCGAAGUAUCGAGUUGGCAUAAAAGAAUCUGGUCUUCGUGUCGUGUUAUUCAUUCCUUAAUUGCGCCUUGCUUUAAUUUGUGGAUUUCUUCACUUUGUCGUUCGAGUAUUCAUUUUAACGACCACAAUGAAUCGGCAGGCGAAAUUCCUAGUCUUGUGCCUCUUUGUUGGCCUCUUCUCCGCGAAUCUGUGCGACGAAGCGGUAACCACGCCGGUGCCAAUAGACACCACCACGCCGGUCGCCAAGAACACCACAAGUCCGCCGGACACAACCACCCCUGUGACGACACCGUCGACCACAACAACGAGCACCACAACUGAGAAGACCACGGCGACGCCACCAAUCACCACAUCGACUGAGAAGCCCACGACAACCACGCCGUCUAGCAACACCACCACCACCAGCACCACUCCGGCCAGCACCACCAGUAGCAGCACCACUCCGGCCACGACCACCACCACGCCUGCUACCACAACUACGACCACUCCGUCUCCGAACUCGACCACAACUACGCCGCCACCACACACAUCAACCACUCCGGCGCCGAAGCCCGUGCCGUGCGGCCAUUUUGAUGGAUCCUCGUUCAUUGGCGGGAUUGUGCUGACUCUGGGCCUGCUGGCCAUCGGCUUGGUGGCCUACAAGUUCUACAAGGCCCGCAACGAGCGCAACUACCACACCCUUUGAGCCGCCACCGCCUUUACGUCGGCCUUCAAUGCGGCAGCCGGAGCUGCGGCGGCCAGCAGCAGCGCCGCAUCCACGGAUGCGGAGCGUGUGCGGUUUGUCCAGCCUUCGAUACCGCUGAGGUCGCCGCCAACGCAGCCGCCGCCACCACCACCCGCCCACAUGGGUGGCAGUGGUGGUGGUGCGGCUGCAGCUCCACAAAACUGCUCGCCAUCGGCCCGUGAUCGGUUGCUGCAUACAUAAUUUAAACGCGGGGAACCACACAAUAUUACCCAAUAUAAUUAAUAUCCAAAGAGAUACCCCCGAUACCCCGAUUCCCCAACAAAAAACACACAGAGAAAACGGCAGUCAAGUAAAGUCAGUUCUUAAAUUGAAACGAUAACCCCCUGAGCGGAUUUAAUGCGGGCCGAGAUAGAAGGAGCAGGCUCUACAUUCUUGAAUACUUUUCUUAUCACUUCACACACAGUUACAUACUACACACUCUGAAAAGAAAUCAAAUAUUUUUCCUUUUAUGCAUUGCAUCCAUAUGUAAGGGAACGUUUUUUGCAAACAUCAGUUUAUCAGCAACUUGAGCGGAUGUUCAACGCCUUAUUGAGGAGUCCGAGGAGCCGCCUGUUACCGGGUUUCCAAGGGCGACCAUGAACCGACAAAUGAGUAAUGAGAUCGAAACGAUACGAACCGAGAGGAGUAAGAACAAAUAACAGCAAAUAUGUGAGACUGCUUGAUAGCGAGAGAGUGAACAGAUCAGAAAAUGGAAAGCGGCUGGCGACGGCUUUGUUUCUGUAAUUCAUAGAGCUACGAAAAGGAAUAUAAAUUUUGAUUAUAUUUACACAAUUUUUGAAUAACUAAAAUCAAUUCAUUCUAGGAACUAAGAAUAUAUACUACCUAAACUCGAGCUAUACACAA